UGUCGUCGUGGUGUUAAUUAGAAAAUCGAUCGUUUAACGCGCGCGUCUCGUCGGUCCGGCGAUCGUUGUGUCGACGUCGACGGUCAGUGGUCAGGUCCGCAUUACCCCCGCGCUCGCGAGAUAUGUCGUACACGCGCAAGCACUUCAAGAGGACGCCGGUCUACGUGGUGGAGGAUCACGAUGAGGUCUUACCGUACAUAUAUCGAUGUAUGGGGUCGAAGCAUCUGCCCUUCGAAGGUAACACCUUCGUGCAUCUGGAUUCGCAUCCAGAUAUGCUGAUACCGAAGGAGAUGCCGGCCGAUGCGGUCUGGGACAAGGAUCGACUGUUUAGCGAGAUCAGCAUCGAAAAUUGGAUUCUGCCUGCAGUGUACGCGGGUCAUCUUAAGAACCUGAUCUGGGUGAAACCACCGUGGGCGAAUCAGAUGACCGACGGUAUACUGACAUUCCUCAUCGGCAAGCAUAAGGAGACCGGCGUGAUAAGCUCAAUAAUAUAGAAAAUAGGGCGAAUGCACAUCGCUGUUUGUACCAAUGUCGAGCUCUUAAUUUUACUACAAUUAAAUUUCUCUUGAUGUC
This is a messenger RNA of Temnothorax curvispinosus, 573 nucleotides long. RefSeq names its product UPF0489 protein C5orf22 homolog (gene MESR6). The record is from RefSeq and is a predicted model, not a curated record. Lineage: Eukaryota; Metazoa; Arthropoda; Insecta; Hymenoptera; Formicidae. The coding region runs from base 123 to 494 and encodes 123 amino acids. The transcript has 4 exons.